Entrophospora candida is the source of this 366-nucleotide messenger RNA. The record is from the annotation of a GenBank genome assembly. NCBI's taxonomy places the organism in Eukaryota, Fungi, Glomeromycota, Glomeromycetes, Entrophosporales, Entrophosporaceae.
AUGUGUAAACAUAUAUUAAAUGCACAGGUUUCUAUCAGGGCACCAUGUUGUAAAAAAUGGUAUGAUUGUGCAGAGUGUCAUUCAGAAAUGGAAGAUCAUGCAAUUCGCAAAGCAGCUGAGAUGGUAUUCGCUUGUAAAAAGUGUAAAAAGAUAUUUAGAAAAAAUAUGGAAGACUUUGAUGAAGUAGACGAAUAUUGUCCUCAUUGUGAUAACCAUUAUGUACUUGAAGCCAAAACACCUCAGAUUGGUAUUGGAAUUGAAGGAGAUGAUGCAAGAAUAGACAAUAGAAUUCUCAAGGAUGAACGUAUAGAACCAAAUUCUCAGAGAAGUAUUUUCAAUCAGGAUGUUUCAUAUCGAAUGGGAUGA